Molecule: messenger RNA, 636 nt
Organism: Penicillium canescens
Lineage: Eukaryota; Fungi; Ascomycota; Eurotiomycetes; Eurotiales; Aspergillaceae
Product: putative SNF7 family protein Fti1/Did2
Exons: 2
Coding region: 1-636 (211 amino acids)
Biological process (GO): late endosome to vacuole transport; endosome transport via multivesicular body sorting pathway; protein transport
Cellular component (GO): multivesicular body; ESCRT III complex
Source: RefSeq, a predicted model, not a curated record
AUGGUUCGCAAAGACCCCAUCUUCGAAGCCCGCACAAAUGUCAAGCUCCACUCAAACCGCUUAAAAAAAGAAGCCAUCCGCGCCGAAUCAACCUACAAAUCCGAAAAAGCAAAAGCAGACAAAGCGAUGAAAAACCAUGAAUUCCAAAUCGCCCGAAUCCACGCCGCAUCAGCAAUCCGCGAAAAACGCCGUCAAGUAACACUAAAAUCCGAAGCGGCCCGCGCAGACGUAAUAAUCAACGAACUAAAAGCCGCCCAAAGCACGCGCGACACAUCACGCACGUUGGCGCUUGCAUCGCGUGGUCUGGACGCUGCGUCGCGCAGUGUUAACCUUGAACAGCUGGUCGGGCAUGCGAAUAAUUUCCUGGCGCGCAGUGAGGAUUUCAAGAUUGCUAGUUCUGCUAUUGAGGAUGUUGCGCAAGGUGUUAGUAUGCAGGAGUAUGGAGCUGAGGGGGAGACGGAGGUUGAUCGGCUUAUGGAGCAGCUUGCUGAUGAUGCUGGCGUUGAUAUGAGGCGGAAUCUUGAGGAGAGUCAGGUUCCUAAGGAGGAGGUGAAGGUUCCCGAGAGGCAGGGGGUUGAUGCUGAGGCGGAGGAUGGGCUUGGGGCGAGAUUGAGGGCUUUGAGAGCUGCUAAUUAA